AUGGCUCUCAAACAAGUUGCCGACGAGACCAAGUCGGUUCUCCCAGGUAUCCUAUCGAAAGUCCCGUCCAAGUUCAAGGCCGAGUGGGCUACUCUCGAGACGAUAAACCAUCAAGAUGGAUCUACUCUCCCUAAAGAACGGUGCCCGGGCAUCAAGAAACCAUGCAUCAUCGAAGUACUCAACAUGGACUCGUUUGAUGCAGCAAUACAGCUUGAGCCCAACCAUACUGUCCGUCAGCAUUGUAGCAUGAAGAAAACAGACGUGGAUGUGGAUGACGACAAGCCUGCGAUCGCUCCCAAGUCCGACAUCGAUGCACCAAUGCAGGACGCCACCACAGAGGACGCUCCUGGAAAACUUCAAGACCCCGAAGUCGAGAAGCAAGCCGGAGAAGUCACUGAGCCCAUGCGAGCCCGUCCAGUUGCCGUCCUCAACCUCGCUUCUGAGCGAUCACCCGGCGGUGGCUGGCAGAAAGGGGCUCUCGCCCAAGAAGAAUGCCUCUGCUACCGCUCGUCGCUCUACCUCACGCUAGAUAGAGAGCAAUACUACCCAAUCCCCGCUCUCGCCGCUAUAUACUCACCCAACGUGGUCAUCAUCCGUAACGCCAUGUCCGACGGCCAUGAACUGCUCGAGUCCACGCAUCCCAUGGACCUCCCUGCGCUUUCUGUCAUCAGUGUUGCAGCCCUCCGUCAACCACCUCUGUCAGACGAUGGCAGUACAUUCAAGCACAUCGGCGCGAGGGCUCAUACCAAGAACAACGUCCGCCUCAUAUUGCGCGUUGCUGCUCGACAUGGACACACGAAGCUUGUGCUGGGCGCGUUAGGUUGUGGCGUGUAUUCCAACCCACCAGCGGAGGUUGCCAAUUGCUUUCUUGAGGUCCUAUGGGAACCGGAGUUUCAGGGAGGAUGGUUCGAGAAGAUUGUGUUUGCCGUUCUGGACAAUGUACGGGGACCGGAUGGUGGCAAGGAUGGAACCGGUAACUUCGGUGUUUUCUAUCGGAUUCUGCAUGGACAGGUUGUGUAA
This is a messenger RNA of Alternaria ethzedia, 1020 nucleotides long. RefSeq lists its product as uncharacterized. Lineage: Eukaryota; Fungi; Ascomycota; Dothideomycetes; Pleosporales; Pleosporaceae. The record is from RefSeq and is a predicted model, not a curated record. The transcript has a single exon. The coding region runs from base 1 to 1020 and encodes 339 amino acids.